AUGCCAGUGCGGUGGCUCACUAGCAAAAGAGGCUUCAAUAAACGAGAAACCGACCGUAUAUUUGACUUUGCAUCGUACGCUUUCGAUGCAGCCUGGUGUAAGAUGAUCUACGCUAUGAUGAUUGGAAGCUGCCUGUGCGUGCCAUCCGAAGGCGAACAAGAGGCGGACGGGGCUGCAGCGCUCCGCAAAUAUCAAGUCAACUAUGCCGUCUUGAUUCUCUCGGUGGCAUGGUUCAGCGCCGUAGAGCUGCCGGACAGUCUCCGAACGUUUCACUUUGGUGGAGAGCCUCUGAAAGCCGCCCUGAUGAAGGAGUUUUCCACACGCUCAACAGUCAUCAAAGCCUACAGUCCUGCCGAAUGUUCUACCAUUAGCAUGGCCAUUGUCACCCGCCCGAACAACGCAAACGACUCAACUAUCGGCAUAGAUCCUGGUGCUUGUACCUGGGUUGUGAAAGCGGAUGUAACCGAUUUGAUGCCAGUGGGAGAGAUAGGAGAGCUGUGGAUGGAAGGUCCCAUUGUCGAUUAA
This is a messenger RNA of Aspergillus saccharolyticus JOP 1030-1, 525 nucleotides long. Its product is annotated as acetyl-CoA synthetase-like protein. NCBI's taxonomy places the organism in Eukaryota, Fungi, Ascomycota, Eurotiomycetes, Eurotiales, Aspergillaceae. The coding region runs from base 1 to 525 and encodes 174 amino acids. The record is from RefSeq and is a predicted model, not a curated record. Gene Ontology annotation, biological process: amino acid activation for nonribosomal peptide biosynthetic process; secondary metabolite biosynthetic process. Gene Ontology annotation, molecular function: phosphopantetheine binding. The transcript has a single exon. Gene Ontology annotation, cellular component: cytoplasm.